ACGGACGUAGUUCCAGUAUACUCCUGAACACUCCUGGACAGGUACGCGCUGUGCAGCACGCGAAACACUGGAGACGGGUUUUGAGGAAGAACAAGGAAAAGUAUGUCACUGUAAAGGCAGUCAUCGCCUCACCUAAGCCCAGAACAAUGAAGCACACAUCUCAGCAGGACCAGACUGGAAGCUGUCGCUCUCUGUGGGUUGGAAACAUUACAGUGGAAGUUGCAGAGAAAGACCUCUGGGAUCUCUUUAAAAUGUUUGGUGAGAUUGAAAGCAUCAGAGUUCUUCAUGAACGUUUCUGUGCCUUUAUCAACUUCAAGAAUGCCAACAUGGCUGCCAAAGCCCUGGAGAAGCUGCAGGGGGUGGAGCUGAGGGGCAGCAAGCUGCUGAUGAGGUACCCAGAUCUUGGAUCCAGCGGACUCUGCCCUCCAUGCAAAGGACCAACACCAGCUUUGGCUUCAGUGCUGUAGGAGCUCAGCCAAGUAGCGCUGCAUCAGGGUCCACUCAGGGGGCACCUAUAAAUGGUGACGAGUGCUUCUACUGGUGGACCACAGGCUGUUUCCAUGGUGAUAAGUGCCGCUUCAAACACACACCAGACCAGCACGGUCGAGACAAGAAACCAUGGCAACCAUAACUAUGUCCCUCCCUUACCUUUACAACACCUGCAUGAGGCACAUUAAAGAGGGAUUUACAGAGGAAAAAGGGCACAAGGAAGAGGAAAAACAGCACUCAGUGUGGAGAACGAGAGGGCGAAUGUGUGUGCGUGUCAGAGAGAUUCACAUGUGGUUACGAUGUGAGUCAGAGGUUGUCACUAAUAAUUAAAAAUGUCACUCAGAGCCCAGUCUGAGGCGGAGAACAAUUCAUGUGAAAGAUAAACUUCUGUGACUGGGUCUUCAAUGGAAUUUAAUUUACUGGAAGCAUCCCUGAGGAGUUUCCUCAGGAGGGUCCUCUUCUGUUGGAAGUACAGUGUGUUAUCAAUCAUCAAGGAUUUACUGGUACAAAUGUCAGGUUGAACUUAUGAGGAAAUUAGUUCCAGACCUGUAAAAUGACGAUUACUUUUGAUAUGUGUAAUUAUUUGCACAGAGCAAUAAUUGAAUACACAGUUUUUCCUCUACUACAUGUUGUCUUUUGUUUUCCAGCCACUAGUAUUUGUUCUACAUAAAAACUGUCCUGUUUGAAACUGCUGGCUGCAUAAUUUCAUGCCAGUUCUGAACUAUGUGAUGUGUUUUGUAGACCUGUGCCCACCAUCAAAGUGGAAAGGUUUUGUCAAGACCACAUCCUCCUGUGCGUUACUUUUUGAACAGUAGUAUACAUUAGUGACAUGUCUUCCUGUAGAGACGGACAUUUGACCAUAUGUCAUACAUACAAACAUGUCAGCUGUUAUUUUUUACUCCUGCAAAAUAUUUCCUUGACUGGAGAACAACAAUUUUUAGUUUGGUCAUGUGUGUUACAAAUGAGAAACUAUCAACUGUCUUCUGCUGUGUAUCAAAUCUUUUUGUCCACAAUAAGGUAGUAUUUAAAUUCUGUAAAACAUUCACUACUGUUUAAAAGCCUGGGGUCACCCAGGCAAUUUCAUGUUUUCUAUGAAAAGUCACACUUUUAUUCAUGUGCUAACAUAACUGCACAAGGGUUUUCUAAUCAUCAAUUAGUCUUUCAACACCAUUAGCUAACACAAUGUAGCAUUAGAACACAGGAGUGAUGGUUGCUGGAAAUGUUCCUCUGUACCUCUAUGGAGAUAUUCCAUUAAAAAUCAGCUGUUUCCAGCUAGAAUAGUCAUUUACCACAUUAACAAUGUCUAGACUGGAUUUCUGAUUCAUCUAAUGUUAUCUUCAUCAAAGAUAAGUAUGUUUCUUUAAAAAAUAAGGACAUUUCUAAGUGACCCCAAACUUUUGAAUGAUAGUGGAGGUCCGUAUCUUAAAACAUUAUUAUUUAUUGUUUCCCAGUCUCUGUUUCAGGAUAAUUUGUGGCAAUGGCUUGUGUUUCCUGUUCAGUUUUUGCAGUUUCUGCUUAGACAUUUCUGAGAAUAGCAUUCAGAUCAGAGGUCAUCAUGCGGUCAGAUAUGAUUGAAAGGUUGCUCUUCGAUCUAUUAGAGAAGAGUAAUGUUAUAGUUUUCUUUCACUCCACCUAUCACAUUGGACUUUCUCCUACAUUAAAUGUUUUUGAAUCAACAACUCAUGCUAUGGUAUCAGUUGUUUACCUGUUUAAAUAUUUAGAAACUCUGUUUGUCAAAAUGUCCGGUCUACUCUGCAGUAGCAUCAUGGUGUGCACUGUCUCCUAUUUUAUAUUUGGUUCACAAAGUCUAUUUCUGGUAUGGCACCAUUUAAAAUACACAACUAUAAUAGAUAUUAGUUACUGAGCAACUACCAUGAACAUGUGUUCUGUGGUGUAGACUACUGUAAAAAAAAAAGGCUCAGACUUUUGCAUGUUUGCCUCCGAUGUACACACCCAGUUUCCUGUGUGAUCUUCAUGUCACAGAGAUUUUGGUGAACAUGUCUUGUGUGAUAAAGAGUGCAAAUAUCUGCAAUAAUAAAGGAAGCAGGCUUCUAAUUGA
Messenger RNA from Amphiprion ocellaris (clown anemonefish), 2548 nucleotides. RefSeq lists its product as uncharacterized. The record is from RefSeq and is a predicted model, not a curated record. The transcript has 7 exons. NCBI's taxonomy places the organism in Eukaryota, Metazoa, Chordata, Actinopteri, Pomacentridae. Bases 147 to 467 code for a protein of 106 amino acids. Gene Ontology annotation, molecular function: RNA binding.